AUGAUAAAAUUUUAUGAAUUAGUUUCAUCAUUAAAUUCUAAAUGUUUUUUUUCACCGAAUACAUGGAAAACUCGAAUGUGUCUUCUUCAUAAAGGUGUUCAAUUUGAAACAAUUCCCGUUACUCUCUUAGAUGUUCGAGGUGAUUUAGCGAAUCGUUCAAAUAAACCUGAUAUAUAUGUACCAGCAAUUGAAUUACCUGAUGGACAAUUUAUUUAUGAUUCAUUUCAUAUUGCUGAAUGGUUAGAAAAUACAUAUCCAGAUCAACCAUCAUUAUUUACAGGUGAUGGUCAAUCAACAAAUAAAUCACAUCUAGGACAUAUAACAAUGGGAAAAAAUUAUGCACGUAUGAUUGAUUUAGGUCUUGGUGCAUCAAAACCUGAAUGGGCUGUUUGGUUUGAUCUUUUUUUUCCUCAACUUGAUCAAUUAAUAUCUGAUGAAAAGUUAAGUAAUUAUUUUCGAUCUGAUGCUAGACAUGGCCCACAAGGUUAUCAAAAAUUAAUGUCACUCGAUCGUCAAGACCUUAUACGUCGUGCUAAAAUGAAUAUUCAACCUUUAGUACAAAUAUUACAAGAACGUCCAAAUGAAUAUUUUCAAGGUAAACAUCCAGGACUAGUUGAUUAUGUUAUAUUUGGUCGUUAUGCAUAUUGUCGAAUGCUUGAUUCACAAUUAGCAAAACAAAUUUGGGAAGAUCAAGGAGAAGAACUAUCAAUUUGGAUUGAUAAAUUAUCUAAAGCUUAUGAUGGACAUGCAUUGAAAAUUUUUCAAAAUUCUCAUUAA
Molecule: messenger RNA, 777 nt
Organism: Adineta steineri
Lineage: Eukaryota; Metazoa; Rotifera; Eurotatoria; Adinetida; Adinetidae
Source: the annotation of a GenBank genome assembly